UGUGCUAGCAGCUGACAGCUAAAAAGUGAUAGAUAUGUGAAACUAAGUCAGUGUUUUGGGGUUUUUUUAUGACCAAGAACUUAAGGGAAUUGCAGGUUACUAUUUGCAGUGCAGUAAAACAUUUGUCCUUUGACUCUUCCAUUUCUUUUCUUCCCCAGAAAGCAACUGUGCAACAUGACAUUUGAAGAUUUUGAGAACUACUCUUAUUUCUAUGACCUGUCUGAGGAAGAUGAAUCACCCCAGUCCUCCCUCAGCAUCGCCCAUAUGAUCUCCCUUUCCUUUUACAGUGUGGCAUUUCUGCUGGGAGUGCCAGGUAAUGCCAUUGUCAUCUGGUUUAUGGGCUUUAAGUGGGAUAAAUCUGUUUCUACACUCUGGUUCCUCAACCUGGCCAUUGCAGAUUUCAUUUUUGUUCUCUUCCUGCCCCUCUAUAUUACAUAUGUGGCAAUGGGCUUCCACUGGCCUUUUGGUAAGUGGCUCUGCAAAAUGAACUCCUUCAUUGCACUACUUAAUAUGUUCGCCAGUGUUUUCUUCUUGACAUUCAUCAGCCUUGACCGCUACGUCCGCCUGGUCCACCCGGUCUUUUCCUACAAGUAUCGGACUGUGAGGAACACCCUUAUUCUUAGUGGGGUCAUUUGGAUGUCAGCUGCAAUUAUUGGUGGCCCUGCCUUAUACUUUAGAGACACAGCUACAGUUCUCAACAAUGUCACCAUUUGCUACAACAACUUCCAUAUGCAUGACAGAGAACUUAUUUUGCUGACACAUCACAUUCUCAUUUGGGUGAGGCUUGCAUUUGGUUACCUCUUUCCUCUAGUGACCAUGGUCAUUUGCUACUCCUUGCUGAUUGUCAAAGUGAAGAGGAGAACUGUAUUGACUUCCAGCAGGCUUUUCUGGACCAUCAUUGCUGUAGUUGUAGCUUUUUUUGUUUGCUGGACACCGUAUCACAUAUUCAGCAUCGUGGAGCUAUCUGCUCACCAUGACGAAAACUUGCAUGACUUACUGCAGGAUGGCAUUCCCCUCUCCACUGGCCUUGGUUUCAUCAACAGUUGCCUCAAUCCAAUCCUCUAUGUUCUGAUUAGCAAAAAGUUCCAGGCCCAGGUCAAGACAACAGUCUCUGAGGUGCUAAAAUUGGCACUGUGGGAGGUGAGCCGCUCGGGAACUGUCAGCGAGCAGCUGUGGAGCUCAGACAACACCCAUGCGCCUGCGCACUAUUGUGAAACUGCUCAGUGACUGCUCUUGUCACCAUCUCUCUCCAAAACAGCUGACAGGAGAUUUGGAGGUGUUCUUGACUUCACAUCUGCCAGUCAGAUGUGCAUCUUUGCAUGUACAGUUUUAUAUAAACGGCUGGCUUAAUUGCACUUGCUGCUUUCCUUGAAAGGUUUUUAAAGGACACAUCAUUUGGGUGUGGUGUACUUGCACUGCACAUGCAGCCUGAACUGAAAGUUGUCAGCAUAAGUGGAAUUGCUCUAACUGGAUUUUUGAUCAGGAAUGUUGUUGUAAUCCUGUUGUUUUGUCGUGUUUCCAUACCUCAUUGAUAUCGGAAGGGAAGAGCACAUAAUAAAAUUUUUCUUCCUUGCCAUCACUGGUAACACUCUUCAUAGAGGCAUUCUCAUCCAGGAGGUUGUGGCCAUACAUCGGUGGAUCACAAGUCUCCUGACUGUCUAGUAUUGCCCUAGGUAGGAAUCACUCGGCUACAUCCCUGCUAAGCAAUCUGUCAGUGGCUCCACUCUGCAAUUGGAGAGGAAUCCCAAGACAGAGAACGCCGAAUCACUGCCUUCUCUUGUCAAAAAAGACAAAUAUGGAAAUAAAAUCUGUUUUCUCCCAGUGCUCUUUAUCUUAUACUCAAAACUAAGACAGGAGAUGUCCUGCUUUCUGGUCACUUAUUCAUGUGCUUUUAGCACCACUUGGGUGCAAAAUACUAAGCAGAUGUUUCAUAUAGGCAUUAGGCUCACUUGAAGUGUGCAAAGAAUUAGUGAAAAUGUUUCUUACAG
Egretta garzetta (little egret) is the source of this 1988-nucleotide messenger RNA. RefSeq names its product G protein-coupled receptor 1 (gene CMKLR2). Gene Ontology annotation, cellular component: plasma membrane. The transcript has a single exon. Bases 175 to 1227 code for a protein of 350 amino acids. The record is from RefSeq and is a predicted model, not a curated record. Gene Ontology annotation, biological process: phospholipase C-activating G protein-coupled receptor signaling pathway; inflammatory response; positive regulation of cytosolic calcium ion concentration. Gene Ontology annotation, molecular function: complement receptor activity; G protein-coupled receptor activity. Lineage: Eukaryota; Metazoa; Chordata; Aves; Pelecaniformes; Ardeidae.